Trematosphaeria pertusa is the source of this 2054-nucleotide messenger RNA. RefSeq lists its product as uncharacterized. The record is from RefSeq and is a predicted model, not a curated record. The transcript has 3 exons. Lineage: Eukaryota; Fungi; Ascomycota; Dothideomycetes; Pleosporales; Trematosphaeriaceae. The coding region runs from base 231 to 2054 and encodes 607 amino acids.
UGCACGUCAAACGUGGUACCAUGUGUUGUUUCAUUGCUGUCAUCCCCGUCUGUUGCGUACACGAAGGCACUUUUAUUCCAUUCUUCGUGGCAUCACAGUCGUGCUCUUCACGAGGGAGCUUGUUCGUUGUCACUCAAACGUAUCCCCCUUUGUAUUCACGCUUUCAUCAACCAUUUUCAGUCACAUCCACAGAGCCCUUUCCGGCUUCAUAAUGAUUUCUUUGGGACACUAUGCCAUCGCCAGCGUCAGAAGAGACUCGCAAAGCGGUACAGAGUCGUAUUCAGGGUCUUUUAACGGGACAGCAUUCGCGACAUCCCGAACUAAGCAAUCUUAGCACAGGACGUCUUAUAUUAGAAGGCGUAGUCGAAGGAGUCAAGGUUUACCGACUGCACAAGGAAGAGGAAGCGAGGAAAGCCGGAGAACACUCUAAAGCAAAGGAAAAGAUGACCUCUGCUGCCUUCAAGGGCUUAUACAAGAAGCCCCAGCAAGACCAUCGCGGAAGGCAUCGAAGCAGGUCGCGCGAGAGUGAGCAUGGCCGGGCGCAUGAAGGGCAUCGAGGGCGACAUCGCAGCACUUCGCGUGGACGGCAUGGCAGAAGCUCGCGCGAUGAUGACCAAGAGAGCCACGCAACCGGCAGCCUGGUCAGCGGCGCUACGAACCGCAAUAACCAAGACCCGCACUACAUGAUGGCCGGCGGUGCCGGACCUGCAGGAACUGCGCCUCCAGAUUCUCAAUAUAGAUCACCUCGCUCCCACCAUGGUAGCCACCAACGUUCCAGCUCCGAACCUCCGGCACGGAAAAGAUCACGUCGCAGGCAAAGGUACGGUGCCGAUGGGAGGCCUCUUGUCCUGGGUAGUAGGGGCUGGCGAGACGCUAAGCUGGGACCGCCUCCGAAGUACAAGUUCAAGUGGGGGCUGACAUUUGGCUUCGGGACCCACGUCAAGAAUAUGACGAAAUACCUUGAAGAAGAGAAGGUGCUCAAGGCAAGAAGGGCGGAGAGGAGGGCAAGGGGCACAUUAGAUGAGAGGAGAGAGGGGAGGCGGAAGAGGAGGGCUGAGGAGAAGGAUGAGGAAAAGGAGAUUGAAGGGAGAGAUAGAAAUAGGGAGGGGCACGGAGAAAGAGAUGAAGCUCAUAGGUCACAUGGUUCAGAACACGGCGGCUCUCAGCGUAGGGAAAGAAGCGAAGCUAGCAGCCCACCACACUCUGGCAAUUACGGUUCGCGACGCAGAGGAAGAAGUCCACCUCAAAGACCACCUCCUACUGCACCACGCUCCGAUAAUGGCAGUUCUCGACGCAGAAAUGCUCAGAGCGAAGAGUACCAGCCCACUCCACAAAGUCGAGAAAGCAGAGGAGGUGGAGCGAAUGAAGAAAGAAAAGCUAAAGCAGAGGCGAAAGCGAGGUCUCGUGGAGAGCAACUCGCCAGAAGCGAAGCUCGAGCAAGAAGCCCAUCCGUAUCUCAUCACGACCCGCACGCGCAUGCACACUUCGAGGACGACCCAAGAGUAAGGGACUUCGCCGUAUCAGACCAGGCUUCUGUGAGGCAUGCGAGCCCAAACCAUCAAGCUUACAGGGAAACACGGCACAGCCGAGAAGUAGAAGACGAAGAACGUGCUCAAGCCCAAAGCGAUUUUGGCGACCAGACUACUCAGGGCAAGGAUGCGUUAAGUUCGCGAGGCCCACCCCACGCAUCUGAAAGUGACGAGUCCGACGUUAUCAACAGGGACGCCGACCACGCGCAAGAUCGCAACAACACCGCAUCCACCAUGGUAACGGAUUGGUGGUCCAAUCGCCCUGACACGCCUUCAGACGACGAGUCCAUCGUUGUGAACAGGGAUGCCGAUCACGCACAAGAUCAAAACAACACUGCAUCGACCAUGGUGACAGACUGGUGGUCGAACCGCAGUGACACGCCGUCCGACCGAGGUGAGCAAGACGACACGGGCUACUUCUCCGAUGGCUUGGUCGAGGAGCUCAGAAGACGGACUGGGUCGGGGUCCGGCUCUGCAACACCAAGACCAGCCGGCUCGAGCGGAGGGGCACCACUGAAUCGGUAG